Molecule: messenger RNA, 7042 nt
Organism: Patella vulgata (common limpet)
Lineage: Eukaryota; Metazoa; Mollusca; Gastropoda; Patellidae
Product: ubiquitin-protein ligase E3A
Exons: 11
Coding region: 754-3372 (872 amino acids)
Biological process (GO): protein polyubiquitination
Molecular function (GO): ubiquitin protein ligase activity
Source: RefSeq, a predicted model, not a curated record
AAAAUCUAAUAUAGAAAAAGACCUGUGUGACUUUCUUAAAUUUGCCCUGUCUAUUACUCAACAAAUUGGUCUGUCAGAGAUUUUUGGGCAGACUGACGUUUUGGCCAGGCAUAGGCCCAGAGGUUAAACACAUGGAACAUUGGAGUCAUUGGAAGUAAAAAGUAGGCUUUACCCAUGUUUUUAACUGUACCUUUCCUUUAUUUCAACCUGAAGAUAAAUAUUAAAUAUUAUGUAGAUCCUAUAAAUAAAAAAAACAUCACAAUUAUUUAUUUGUUGCGUCAAGAGUCAAUGAAUCUGAUUUUAUGCAUAAUUAUCAAAAAUUGUGUGAAGAAUUCUUACCACUGGCAGGUGUUCCACAUGACUGACAACUGUUACAUGUAUGUUAAUAUACUAUUAAACUUCUCAAUAUAUGCAUUAUCUAACAUUCAAAACAUCAACAUUUAGCUCACUUCUAUAUAUUGCAUCAAAAUAGAGACUGGCAGACCGAAAGGACACUUGCCGCUUAUGUCUUUCUUUCUUGAACCUCCAAGACUCAGAUGUUUUUGUGAAUUUCCACAAUGAUUCAGCUACCUUAUAAUGAUUUAGUAUGUCCAUUGGAGUCAUUAGCAGUGGGGGAAAACCAGAGAAUGGAUUGAUUUCAUAACAUUACUAUUUAAUACUAACACUGUCCAUUACUAUAAUAACAUUGCUAUUUCUUGCAGAGUUCCUGACCCAAUAGACGGUGAAGCCAAUCAAACAGGCGAGGGAGAAGGAAUGAAACGGGCCGCAGCAAAACAGUUGAUUGAGCGUUAUUAUUAUCAACUGACCAAUGGGUGUGGAGAUACCAACUGUCGUAAUGCCUAUUGUUCCUCGUGUCCUGAGUUUUGUUUCCGUCAGGCUGAUCGUAAUUCUCUAGCAUUACGUGCCAUUGACCUCUUCAGAACCAAGGUGAAAUUAUGUGAUUAUCAGCCAAAUAAAUUAAGACGACCAUCACAAGAUUCAGAUGAGUUUUCGGGUAAAAAUGGAGGAGAGUUGAAAACCAAGGGAGAUAAGCCAUCAACGUCAAGUACAAUAGAUGCAGAAACUUAUGUCUCUAAUAUUGUAUCAGCUUUCGUACCAUCAGUAUCUAAAGUAACGUAUUUGACAGAAGAGAAAGUCUAUAGUAUUAUUGAUGAUUGUAAAGCCGUUGAUGAUUGGUCCAAGCUAAUUCACACAAUUGGUUCUGUGUUCAACAGUCCAGAUUCUUUAAUACUUAGUUUUAGGAAAAUCGUUAACGACAAAAAUCGAAAAUCACCCACGAUCGCAGACAGCUCAACUAAAGAUGCCAGCCCACAGUCGGUUGAAAUGGAUGUGGCUGAGAAAUCUGAUACGGAAAGCAUGAAAUCGGAUUCCGAAUGUGAUGUGCCAUCUCCGGUCCGUAAAAAAUUAGUUACCAAUAUAACUCUCGAUAUCGAAGGUUUACGGAGAUGUUUUGAAAGAUUAAUGGACAUUCCGGGACACCCGUUUCAAUCUGCCUUAAUCAAUGCACUGAGAUCGUUGUCGAAAGCUGUUGAAAUGGAUAUAAAAUAUCACAAUGCUUUGAAGCGUGAUCCUAACUAUAUUAAUGUGUUUUUGAUUGUGUUUGAAAUUCCUUUAUUACAUAGUCCAGAAUUUAUUGAACAUGCAUUUCCAGUGUUUUGUCGUGCUUUAGGACAUUUGUCUCUCGAUGGUCAGGCGUUAUUAGCGAGGGUUCUCUCAGAGUAUCCGAUAAACCGGCUACGAGAAAUGUUACAAGCGCUACAGCAAUUAGUGACCGUUAAAGUGAUAAACGGAGACGGUCAGUGGGGUCAACAGUGUCAACUCAACGAUGAUGAUGGGAUCGGAGGAGCAGCGAAAGUCAUGAAAAUAUUAUAUUACGCGAAUAUUCUAGGAGGGAAAUGCAACUCUUCAGAACUGGUUGAAGAAGAGAAACGUCUGGAGACAUUAGAAAGUCAAGAAAGUCACGAGUUUUUACAAGGUGCUGUCAGUUUAGAUAAAGAAUUAUAUCAAGCAAAGGAUGACCCGCUUGCCAAAGAACUUUCGGCCCGAGCGUCAGAUUGUCGCGAACCGUUAAUUCCGUUUGAAGAAUUUGUGAACGAACCUUUAAAUGAUUAUAUUGAUAUCAGUACGGACUAUGCAUACUACCGCGCCGAGUCUGAUCUCAAGUUUUCGUUUGUCACCCACAAUUUUAUUCUAACCACAGCCUCAAAACACAUGACUAUGUAUUUUGAUAAUAGAAUUCGUAUGUUGAAUGAACGGCGGACAUCUUUUUUACAGACAAUAAUACAUGGUGCACCCCCUAUGCCAUACCUCAAGUUAUGUGUUAGACGAAAUCAUGUGAUAGAAGAUGCUCUUAUCUCAUUAGAAAUGUUUGCUAUGCAGAAUCCAAAUGAUUUAAAGAAACAAUUAUUUGUGGAGUUUGAUGGUGAGCAAGGUUUAGAUGAGGGAGGAGUAUCAAAAGAAUUCUUUCAGCUUGUGGUAGAAAAAUUAUUUAAUCCCGAUAUAGGUAUGUUUACACACAAUGAAGAGAGUAAUCUAUAUUGGUUUAAUCCUACAAGUUUUGAGAAUGACGGACAGUUUACAUUAAUUGGUAUUAUGUUAGGUUUAGCUAUUUAUAACAGUUGUAUAUUAGAUGUUCAUUUUCCCAUGGUUGUCUACCGGAAACUGAUGGGCAAGAUUGGAACAAUGGAAGAUCUACAUGAAUUUGAUCCAACAUUAGCAAAUAGUUUACAACAUAUAUUAGAUUAUAAAGAUGAUGAUGUUGAAGAUGUAUUUCUGAUGAACUUCCAUGUUAGUUAUCAUGAUGUUUUUGGUAAUAAUCUAACUACAGAUUUAAAACCUAAUGGAAGUUCAAUACCCGUCACUGCUUCUAAUAAACAGGAAUUUGUGAAGUUGUAUAUAGAUUUCUUAUUAAAUAAGUCUAUAGAACGUCAGUUUAAGGCGUUUAAACGUGGUUUUAAUAUGGUUACUAACGAGAGUCCAUUACGUAUGUUAUUUAGACCUGAUGAAAUAGAAUUGUUAGUGUGUGGUAGUAAGGUAUUAGAUUUUAAUGCUUUAGAAGAAGCUACAGAAUAUGAUAAUGGUUUUACAGCUCAAUCUACCACUAUCAGGAAUUUUUGGGAGAUUGUACAUGCCUUCCCGGAAACAGAGAAAAGAAAGUUAUUACAGUUUACGACUGGAACAGAUCGUGUGCCUGUAGGUGGUCUGUCAAAGUUAAAACUGACUAUUGCCAAGAACGGACCAGACUCAGAUAGAUUACCAACGUCUCACACAUGUUUUAAUGUUCUGCUUUUGCCAGAUUAUGACUCUAAAACAAAACUAGAAGAGCGCUUAUUAAAAGCCAUAACUUAUUCGAAAGGUUUUGGUAUGCUGUGAUCAAAAUUAUCAUAAUAAUCUAAAUUACAGACUCAAAAUAAAUUAUAUAAAUAUGUAUAUUUUAUCGUUUCUUCAUGCCAGCCAGCUUUUUCUCCAAAUAUCUGAUUUUUAUUUUUUGCCCUGUUUGUAGACAGUGUUGAGUUUCAUAAUUUAGACAAAAAUAUAUUUCUACAGUAAACUUUUGUUAAUUAAUUUAAAUUCUGAGAGUAUUUUAUUGCAUGAUUUAAAGAAAUCAAUAUGUGGGUGUUUCACUUAGUAGAAAGCAUUGCGUGUGUUUAAUUGACUUAACUAACUGUUAUACUGUUCUGCACAUCAAGUAUCAAACUGGUGUCUAAAUUAAGGACACUUGUGUAUAAACGGAUAGGCUGUGGAUAGAUCUUGAAACACCAACCCACCCUCAGUCAUUUGUUAUUCAGAUAAAUAGAUAUUAUCAGUGUAUAAGGCAGUAAAUGAAGACUAAACAAUUGAUAUGUUUUUUCGUUAAUUGUCUAACAUUUAUAUUUAUGAAAUAUAUUUUUGGUCCGAAUUAUUAACUCAUUCCUUUGUUAUUUAGAUAUUUAAAAGUGCUAUUGUAGUUGAUUUAGAUCGGGGUUAAUUUACUGGAAUAUAAUUACUGAUUUUUUACUGAGUGAUGUUUCGACUAGGCUUCUCUAGUCUUUAUCAAGCAAUGAUAAGAUAUAAAAUAUAAUGAGACAAUAUAUACAUGUAAGCAGCAAUAACAAUAACUUUGUUGAUGAUGACCAAUCAGAAAAAUGCCAUAACUUCACUGUGAUCUUCAUCAAUUAAUGUCAAAAGAUGAUCAAGGUAGAUUUCUAAAUGCUAUUGGAACAAUUAAAGUUGAUUUAUAUCGGGUGAAUUUAUCUAGCUCUAGUUUUACUUGUAACAUACCGAAUGGAUGUUUCGUUUGCUGCCAUAUUAGUUCUUGAUUGAGGCUUAUUCUAGUUAUGUCUAACUUUUUAACAAUGGCUAAACAAAUCCUGCUUUAAACUCACCAUGUGAUUGUAACAUCAGCCUUAGUCUCUUCACUGGUUGCCUGUUGAACCCCAGAUUCAGUAUAAAGUUCUGUUGUUAGUGUAUCUGAGUCAAAAUGAUCUCACUCCCUGAUAUUUGUCUGAACUUUUGACAAACUAUAUGCCUAAAUGCACCCAAACUAUAAGCCUAAGGUCGCAUAACAAAGAUAUACUUCGCGCUGUUCCUAAAACAAAACUAAAACAAUUUGGUGAUAAAAGUUUCAGAUAAUUAGUCACAACUAAAAACUCAUUCGUGUAAACUGUUAGUAUCCAGAUUAGAAACAGAUUGUUUUAUGUGUUUUUAUUGAUGAGAGAUUCCUUAAAUGUGGCGCUUUGAGCAUGCGAUAUUAUGGAUUAUUCAGCGCAUUACAAAUAUACAUUAUUAUUAUUAUUAUUAUACGAUAGCAUCCUAUAAGGUAUGUGACCAGCCCUAGUCAAAUGGUACACAUAGAUCGAAAAUCAAAACACAUGUAUGUCUAAAUUGAAAGUUUGUAGUCAAAUAUGUUUCAGUUGGUAGAAUUGGGGUUAUCUUAAAGGAGCUAAACCUUUUAUUUAGGUCUAACUUCUAUAUUGAUACUUAUAUUUGAAUUAAUGGGUAAUUAAUAGAUAGGAGUUAAACCUCUUUUAAUUAGGUCAAAAUAAAGUAUUGAAUUGGGAUGAUCUAAUGCAUUAUUUGAUUGAAUACUCUUCAGUAUAAUUACUUGCUAACCUAAGUGAACAAAAUGGAAUAUUUCUUUUUUACCUUUAGACAAAGUUUGAGAUUUGAUUAAGAUAGAAAUAUUAUAAUAAGUGUGUUCUGAAUGGUUUAUGGCAUUUAUUAGUUUGUUUUUGAUAGAUACAAAAUAAUUGAAAUUUGAUCAAAGGAUUAACCCUGUAGUUACUGGUCCCCAGCUGAGUGUGUCCAUUACCUAGAGAUAAACCCUUUAGUUACUGGUCCCUAGCUGAGUGUGUCCAUUACCUAAAGAUUAAACCUUUAGUUACUGGUAACCUGCUGACUGUGUCCAUCACCUAGAGAUUAACCCUUGAGUUACUGGCCACUAGUUGACUGUGCCCAUUACCUAGAGAUAGUAACCCUUUGGGUACAGGUCAUUAGCUGAUUAUUCAUUACCUAGAGAUUAACCCUUUAAGUACUGGUCACUAGUUGAAUGUGUCCAUUACCUAGAGGUUAUCCCUUUGGGUACAGGUCAUUAGCUGACUGUGUCCAUUACCUAAAGACUGUCCCUUUAGGUACAGGUCAUCAGCUGACGGUGUCCAUUACCUAGAGAUUGAUCCUUUAAGCAGGUCAUCAGCUGAAUGUGUCCAUUACCUAACUGUGUGACGUGUCUAUAGCAAACUCCACAUAAUGAGAAUUCAACUUUGGUCAUCUUGGUCUCCUGUUCUCUUUGCUAUUAUAGGCUUAGAAAAACCUCUAGUCGUCAGGUCCCACUCAGACAGUUUAUGGGUGUGAUGAAUCAGUGACUGGACCACACAGAAUGACAAUUUCCUUGUGACCAAGUGAACUUGGCUCCGAGUUCACAGUAAAUUUUUAACUUAUGUCUGAGAAUGCUUUGUGAACUCGCUGCCAGGUCCCACAAAUGUAUGACCCACAUACUGAACAGUUUAUUACUUGAAAUGUAUCUUAUAGCAAGUUCUAUAACAUCAAUAAGGCAUGGCAUAUAUCAGUGGUAUUAGUCAAACAUAACUCCCCUUCAAACAAUUAAUUUCAUUGAUUAUGUUCAAUACUGAUUUUAUUUUGGAAUAAAUGUGACUGUAGGCAUGUGUUUGGUCAAAUGCUUGAUGUUUAACUCUAACCACAACCAGUUAGCGUCUAUUAACAGGAGGGUAGUACCUAUUCAACUGCUGUGACUAAAACCUAAGUGUAGAAACAUCCAGACUACAGCUCAUUGACAAUUUAAAAUUCAAUAUUUAUCCUACAUAAAUAAUAUUUUGUAGAAUUUUUUCCAGUAAUCUGAUUCAGCUUGUUAGACUUGUCAUUAAAUGGCUACAACUAAGCAUGGUCUUUUCCCAGAACAUUCUUUAAUGAGGAUUAAUGUUUAUAUACAAUAGAAUAACCCUGUUUAAACAGCCUAAAAUUUUAUCAAAAUGCUUAUCAUUUAUUUUCUUUGGCUCUUGCUUGAAGCACCACUGUUAUUAUUUUAAACCCAUCUCCUGAAAGCUGGCAUUUAUUUUGAAAACUUACUGUACCAAAUGGUGCUUUCUAGGUUAUAUCCUGAUGUUUCUAGCUAAUGCAUCAAUGUGUGACAAUCUUACCAAUUUAUUAAAAAAAAAAUGAUGUAAAUUCAAGACUAUAAAAAGGGUCCACAAACUAUGUGAGAAAAUUAACUUGUUUAAGGGCCCUCGAGUCUAGCAUACUUGCAGAAUCCUUCACAGUCCACCCCUUUCUACUGAGCCAAGCAUACUCGCAGACUCCUUCACAGUCAAGCCCUGUCUGUAUUGCGUUAAGAAGGUUACAACUGGGUUCUUGUUUAUGGUAGUGUUUAAAUGACUUGUUAUUUAUUUGUGUUUAGCUGCGUUUAGUUUUGUUUUAAAACAAUCUAGAAUCUAUAUAUAUUAUAUGUAUAAUGAAUCACAAUAUAAUAUAAAACAAUAUUUGUACACCAAGUUUUUUCAAUGUUGAUAUGAUUUACAGUGCUAAAAUAAAUAUAAUAACUUCAAAUAAA